UUUUUCAAAUCUGUUUUCAGUUUUUGGACUUUUUCUCUAAUCGUUGGUUUUUGAUGCAUUUAGUGGAUAUUUAAAAAAAUAUUGAAAUGAAACCAUGUGAGAAGUUUAGAGGGUCUUCUACAGAACAAAAGACACCAUCAAUAUUUUAGGAGGACUAUUCACCACCUGGAGCACCUGCUGUGCUCGUUGACAGCUCCUGCACAUGCGCAGUGCUGUUGCUACUCCUGCACAGUUUAAAGAAGAAAAAACUAUCUCAGGCGAGGCGUCUUCAAAGUCAAAAACAAAGGAGUAAAGAAGAAAAAGAUGAAAAUUACCAUCGCUUUCAUGUCCACUAAAUGCCUACAUGCUGUUCGACCUCUCCCAACAGACAAGGCGUCUGAGUAACACAAUUGUUUUAACUUCUACAUCAAGCGAACAUGUUGUAGGUCUCCUGCACAGAAUUAUUCGAAGUUUUGUCUGGAUUUAAAUAGAUUGCUCCAUUAUUUAUACUUUGUGAAGGAUAUUCAUGGCUCAAGGCAGUUACAUCUUGAGAAAUGUGUCAGGUCAAAGUUCUGAAGAGUGUGUUCCUAACUACCUGCAGACUGAAUGCAGUUAUCCGCUGGAUGUGGACUACUUUAAGUGUGUGGACAGCUUUCAAAACGGCACCACCAUUAAGCGGCUAAGCCUUAAGAGGAGGCCCAGAGUGGCCGUAAAUAAUGUGGAAAAAACACAGUCUGGCAUUUCAUCCAGCCAGUGGCAUUCUGCAGAAUCCCUAUCAUCAUUUAGCAGUGAUGAUACAAGACUACUGGGCAUGUCUUCUGCAACCAGAGGUCGACCUCCUCUUCCUCCACCCCAUGGCUCCUCCUUGGAUAACAAACCCUCCAGGAAUGAAGGACCAGCAGCCUCUCAGAUACUUACUGAGUCAAAGCCUCAGCCUGCUGCAAGAUCUUUUGUUUCACAGAGACAUAGCCCAGUGUUGGAAAUGACCAAUGUGGAGACCCACAAACACUUGGAGCAGGAGGUGACCAGCCAACUUCCACCUCAGCCCCAUCCCCGUCGAAGACUGGCUAGCUUUGGAGGGGUAAGCUCUCCUGGGUCGCUCUCCCCUUUCACUGGAUUGGGUGCAUAUAAUCAGAACAACAAUGGGAACAAGCCUACUGACACAGGGGGUGAUAUGUAUGUCAACCUUAGCUCGUCCCUGGGCCCUAGAGGAGGCAGCACAGGCUGCCUUAGGCUGAGCCCACAGAGCUCUGGGAGAACCACCCCAGUUACAAGUCUGGGCUCCAUGCACCUGCAGCAUGUCCGUGAUCAGAUGGUGGUAGCCCUGCAGAAGCUGAAGGAGCUGGAGGAGCAGGUGAAAAUUAUCCCCAUCCUCCAGGUAAAAAUCUCUGUCCUUCAAGAGGAAAAGAGGCAGCUGGUGUCUCAGCUCAAAACCCAGAGUGACAAUAAGGACAUUAAUGAUGUGAUUUUGAAGAAAGCAUCUAGCAUGGAAAGGGGUAACAUUGCAAGCAAGGUGAAUACUGAGGAAGGACUUGAGGGCACAGUGCAGAGUGACUGCACUGACUUCAAGGAGUUUAGGCAACUGACUGAGGAGAUGCAGGCAUUGGAAAGAACCAUCACAGGUGGACAUUUGCAAGCAUGGCAUGGAAAAAGCCAUGGCCCUCUGCAAGAUAUGGAAAGCACAAAAAAAAGAAGCAGAAAAGAAAACAAGUAUGUAUACACUGAUCAGAUAGAGACACGGUCAGUUGCAACAGAAGUGUCUGAAUUCAAUCUUGGAAUUUACACAGAACGGGAAGCAGAGCUUGAUGCCCAACAACUACUUAUUAGUGCCUUGAAGGAGAGAAUUAGUCACUUAGAAGCAGAGUUGAAAGAAUCAGCUCUUCAGACAGAGAUGACCCGUCUUAAACUGGAGCUCCAAACUGCUGGAGCUAGGAACCGGGCGGAUAAAGCCUGCUUUGCAAGGCCAUCCACUGCAAGCACAGGCAUCAAUGUGAGACCUCACAUCACAAGCCAGGGGGUGGGUAAUCACAAAGAGCUCAAAGAUGCCAGCACAGGUGAUGUAACAGAGGUAAAGACUGUGGGAGUAUCUUGUUGUACGCUUGAGCUAAAGAAUAUUAGCACAGGUCCAGAUGUACCCAUGAGCCACUGGGAGGUCAGGGAGAGAGUGGAGACCAAAGAAAAGGGUGUGGGGAUCCAAGCUUUUACAAACUCACAAGGAGUUGGGACAGAGGUUAAAGUAUGUGAUGCAGAAAGCAACACAGAGGUACCUGUAGAGAAUCUGGGUUCUAAGAAAGAAAAGAUGAAGUAUCGUUCAGUUGCAUGUGGAGAUUGCUCUGUUGAUGUGAUCAUCUAUGAGGCAAAGGAAGUGGUUUCUCAAGGUAUGGCCACAGAUCCAGUCAGAGUGGUUGAUCUGGGGAUCAUGGCAUCACCCCAGACAGCUUCUCAGCGUACCAACACUGUAUCCAGUUCAGUGUCUCGUUUUACAAACACCAGUAAUGCCUUCAACACCAAUUCCAGCACUAAUACUGUUCUCAAUACCCAGGACAAGCACACUAACACCACUCAAGCUGUUAUGAGAAACGCGUCAGUAGGCAACAGGGUCAUAGACAUCAAAUCUACCCCAGAGACCCGCACAAUUGGUGUAGGAACUGAAAAUAUAGCAGGAAGUGCCUUAAAACAAACGCCAGGAACUGCCACUAACAUGACCCGAGACACUGGUGUUGGAUUCACAAACAUUAAUGACAAUUUCCUGGUUGGACUGAAAACUAAAAAUAUGGCCUCCGGUCCAUCACAUCUACCUGACCCCAUCAAGACCAGGAGUAUCGGUGUAGGAGAGGGAAGGAUAAGGGAUUUGUCUGUUUCAUCCAGUACACCUGGCCAGAGUUUCCAGCAAACUACACAAUCCCAGUGGGACCCUGAGCUGAACCAUUACAUAGAGAAGAUGCAAAGACUCCUUGGGGAGCAUGGGGACCUGCUCACAGAGGACUACACUGAGCAGAGGGAAGGGUUUGUCUAUCAGCCCAGCAGCCGAGAAAAUGCCAGCCCUACGCUAUCAUGCAAUAGGAAAGCUGCAGCACGAGGAACAGAAGUCCAUCAUUUAGAUUCUCAGACACCAGGCAACAGAGAUUUUCACUCCCCAUCUCAACUUUCUUCUCAGUGUGACAAAGCAAACCCAGGAAUAUGCCAAAAAGGUAGUAAUGAUUCAGAGGUGAAGAGAAUGAUACAAAUGUUAGAACAACAGACAUCUUCUGCUCUGCAAGACAGGUCAACUAAUGUCGGUGUGCUGCGCAGUGUAAUGAAGAAACAGAAUGGUGACCAAGGCUGUAGCAGCAACAGGAAAAGCAUGAAGUUCAUGAAGGUGACCACAGGAUUGGACCCAAUGUCAUCUUACGAGCUCUCUGCCAGUGAGAAUGUUAACUCUGAGGAGGUGGAACGGAGAGGAAACAGAAAAUUAAAGGAAGCUUCUCCAGAUGUAAUACAAACAAAAAAUGGCAGAGGUGGCUCAAACAAGGGAUCAAAAGGGUCUUCAAAAUCACAUACACAGCACAGGAGCAAGCUAAGUGAAACGAUGUUUUCUGCUUGUCAAGCCUUAAAGAUGCACCUGAGUGAUGACACCACUUUAUCCAGCAGGGAAUUGCUUGACUGCCUUCAAGCACUCCAGCAAGAGUGGUUCUCUGUGUCCAGCCAAAAGUCAGCUGCUCCUGACAUUGUAGAAGACUACUUGUCGACAUUUCGGGUCAUUUCACCCUCAGUAUUGCAACACAUCGCUAAUAUGACUGAUGGCAAUGGAAACACAGCUCUGCACUACAGUGUGUCUCACUCCAACUUUGCCAUUGUCAAGAAACUGCUUCAUGCAGAAGUGUGUAACGUGGAUCAGCAGAACAAAGCUGGUUAUACACCCAUCAUGCUGGCCGCACUCGCCGCUGUGGAAACUCCCGAGGACAUGAGAGUUGUGGAGCAGCUUUUCACAAAAGGAGACGUCAAUGCCAAGGCCAGCCAGGCCGGUCAGACAGCUCUGAUGCUGGCUGUGAGCCACGGCAGGAUGGACAUGGUGCAGGCACUCCUGGCACAGGGGGCGGAGGUCAAUCUCCAGGAUGAUGAGGGCUCCACGGCGCUGAUGUGUGCAAGCGAGCAUGGCCAUGCUGACAUUGUGAAACUACUGCUGGCACAGCCAGACUGUAAUGCCACCCUCACUGACAGUGAUGAAAGCACAGCCCUGUCCAUUGCAUUGGAGGCAGGACAUAAUGACAUUGCAGUCCUUCUUUAUGCACACGCCAACUUCUCCAAAGGACAACCAGGGACAGCGGCUCGUCAAUGUGGCAAGUCUCUCUCUUCCUCUGGUGGUAGAAAUGUCUUUGAAUGAGGUGAUGCUCCAAAACCUGAAUCAGUGCUUCAUGAAUCUUAUUUAUGAGGUGAUAAAGCUCAUACAACGAAGAAGAAUUUUAAUUAGAUACAUUCUAGUUUGAUAUUUGCAUAAGAUGGCAUAGUGUCUUUCAUAUUGUAACUCAGCAGGUAAUAUAUGCAUGACAGAACACUCUAUAUUCAUUAUGGAGAAUUGUUAAUAUUGUAUCAUGGCAUCAUCUAUUAUAUA
Molecule: messenger RNA, 4570 nt
Organism: Scomber scombrus (Atlantic mackerel)
Lineage: Eukaryota; Metazoa; Chordata; Actinopteri; Scombriformes; Scombridae
Product: KN motif and ankyrin repeat domain-containing protein 1-like
Exons: 13
Coding region: 506-4342 (1278 amino acids)
Biological process (GO): negative regulation of actin filament polymerization
Cellular component (GO): cytoplasm; cytoskeleton
Molecular function (GO): protein binding
Source: RefSeq, a predicted model, not a curated record